AUCUUGUUUGGUUUUUCUGGAUAUUUCUUCAGUAAGACUUUAAAAAUGUCAUCCAAACAAGAAAUAAUGAACAACCAGCAGUUUAGGCGGGUUUCAAAGGAUCCCAGAUUUUGGGAAAUGCCAGAAAAGGACCGAAAAGUCAAAAUUGACAAGAGGUUUCGAGCCAUGUUUCAUGACAAAAAGUUUAAAUUGAAUUAUGCUGUUGAUAAAAGAGGGCGCCCUAUCAACCACAGCACUAUGGAAGACUUGAAACGCUUCUAUGAGCUUUCAGACUCUGAUUCUGAUCUCUCUGAUGAGGAAAGCAAAGUACCAAACCAAAAAAAAGUAAAGCAGAAACAAAAACAGACCAAAAAGACAAAGUCAAAAAUGCUGAUUGAGGAGAAAAAGAAAGAAACAAAAAGAAAAAAUGAUCAAAAGGAUCCUAUAAAUAAAAAUGACUUAGAUAACUCUAAAAGAAUUCAGAAAAUGAAAAACUUGUGUAAAUCUCAGAAGAUAGAUUCAGAAAUAAGUCCCAAGAAGGAUAGUGAAGAGUUUAUGCAAAAUACAAAAAAGAAAAGGAGCAUCACUGACCACAGUGCAGACUCUUUGCCUAAAGGAAAACCAAGGACCAAAGAUUCCAGUACCUCUGAAACUGUGAAAUCUCCAACAAUCACUUGUUCUAAGGCAAAAAGAGAAAAGCAAUCAGUGCUUCCAGUCAUAAUGGCAAGAGACAAUGAUGGUAAAACACUGGACAAAGAUGCCCUGGAGGAAGAUUCAGACAGUGACAGUGAAAUAGGAAGAGAUGAGGAAUCUGAAGUCACAAGUGAUGACAGAACUUCAGCUGAUGAUGAUGAUGAUAAAAACGAAGACAAGGAAGAAGAGGAAGAUGAAGAUAGUGAGGAGGAGGAGGAUGAAAGUGACAGUGGUCCUGAUCUUGCAAGGGGUAACGGAAAUAUAGAAACUAGUUGUGAAGAUGAAGAUGGUUUUGAAGACUUAUUUCCAGAAGAACCUGGUUUCGAACAUGCUUGGAGAGAAUUAGAUAAAGAUGCUCCUCGGGCUGAUGAGAUUACACACCAACUAGCAGUUUGCAACAUGGACUGGGAUAGAUUAAAGGCAAAAGAUUUGCUGGCUUUGUUCUAUUCAUUUAAGCCCAAAGGAGGAGUUGUAUUUUCUGUAAAGAUAUAUACUUCAGAGUUUGGAAAGGAGCGGAUGAAGGAAGAGCAAGUUCAAGGACCAGUAGAGUUACUGAGUAUUCCUGAGGAUGCCCCCGAGAAAGUCUGGUCCUCUAGAGAGAAGCUAAGAGACUAUCAGUUCAAACGAUUGAAAUACUAUUAUGCAGUAGUGGAAUGUGAUUCUCCAGAAACAACAAGUAAGAUUUGUGAAGAUUGUGAUGGCCUGGAAUUUGAAAGCAGUUAUUCUUUCAUAGACCUAAGAUUUAUACCAGAUGAUAUUACUUUUGAUGAUGAGCCCAAGGAUGUGGCCUCAGAAGUUGAUCUAACAGCAUAUAAACCAAAGUAUUUCACAUCUGCUGCAAUGGGAACAUCAACGGUGGAGAUUACUUGGGAUGAGACUGAUCAUGAAGUCACACUUAACAGAAAGUUUAAAAAGGAGGAGCUUUUGGACAUGGACUUCCAGGCCUACUUAGCUUCCUCCAGUGAGGAUGAGGAGGAAGAGGAAGAAGCACCACAAGAUGAAGAUGGAGUCAACUUAGGAGAAGAUGGAAAAACAAAGAAAAAUCAAAAGGAUGAUGAAGAACAAAUUGCUAAAUAUAGACAGCUUUUGGAGGUUAUUAAAGAAAAAGAAAGGAAAGGAAAAGAAAAUGAUAUGGAAAUGGAAAUCAAGUGGGUUCCAGGACUUAAGGAGAGGGCAGAAGAGAUGGUCAAAAACAGGUUGGAGGGAAAGGAUAAACUCACCCCUUGGGAACAAUUUUUAGAGCAGAAGAAAGAGAAGAAAAGACUGAAAAAGAAACAGAAGGCUCUUGCUGAAGAAGCUAGUGAAGAUGAGCUUCCUUCUGAUGUUGAUAUGAAUGAUCCCUACCUUGCUGAAGAAGUUAAAAAAAUAGGUAUAAAGAAAAAAAAAUCAACAAAAUCUGCAAAAGACAACAUAUCUGCAGAGGAAGAAAUUGAACUAGAAAAACAAAAGGCCUUGCAAAUGGCCUUGCUUGUAAUGGAUGAGCAAGAGGACAGCAAGAAACGCUUCAACCAUGACAAGAUUGUAGAGCACCAUAAUCUGAGCAAAAAGAAGAAGAAACAGCUUAUGAAAAAGAAGGAGUUACUUGAGGAUGACUUUGAGGUAAAUGUUAGUGACGCACGGUUUCAGGCAAUGUACACUUCCCACUUGUUCAAUUUGGAUCCUUCUGAUCCUAAUUUCAAGAAAACAAAAGCUAUGGAAAAAAUUCUCGAGGAGAAAGCCCGGCAGCGAGAACGCAAAGAAGAGCUACUUAUUCAAGCAGUAGAGGGAGCUCAGCAGGACAUGGGAAAGCCAGCACAGAAGCAGCCCAUAGAUCCUGCCUUGUCUUUGCUGAUUUAAUCCGUGAAGAACAAAACAGAGCAAUUCCAAGCCAGAAAAAAACAGAGAGUCAAAUAA
This is a messenger RNA of Onychomys torridus (southern grasshopper mouse), 2565 nucleotides long. RefSeq names its product ESF1 homolog. Gene Ontology annotation, molecular function: RNA binding. Gene Ontology annotation, biological process: rRNA processing. The record is from RefSeq and is a predicted model, not a curated record. Lineage: Eukaryota; Metazoa; Chordata; Mammalia; Rodentia; Cricetidae. Gene Ontology annotation, cellular component: nucleus.